AUGGCUCAUAGACGCAAGCUAAAGCUCUAUUUCCGCCUUUGCACAGAUGUUCGGAAGAAAGGAGACUCUCCGAGGAGGAGGACUUUGUCUCUGUCAAGGAGGGAAUCCCCUAAGCGAGAUUCCAAGAGCCUGAUGGGACCAUUGAGAUAUGCUCUCAGGAUUCCUCCAACUCUCCGGCGGAUAGGUGGGGGAAAGGCUACUAUGAGAAGGAGUACCCUAAGGGCACGGGAUGAAGCUGGUCCGUCUUAUGCCCCACGCUGCUCCUGUCACUUCGACCAUAACAUGCUGCUAAUGGAGCGAGACCUACUCAAGGAGGAUCUAGCAUGCAUUAGUGCCCAAGUGACUCACCUUUGGAGUGAUCUUGCUGAUGCGGAUCGCGCUGUGUCUGCAGCUUAUUCCGACGGCAUAUGUGAUAGAUUUAGAUAG
Molecule: messenger RNA, 426 nt
Organism: Prunus armeniaca (apricot)
Lineage: Eukaryota; Viridiplantae; Streptophyta; Magnoliopsida; Rosales; Rosaceae
Source: the annotation of a GenBank genome assembly